GAACAGAAACAAUGUCUGGACGUGGAAAGACCGGAGGCAAAGCCAGGGCUAAGGCCAAGACCCGCUCAUCCAGAGCCGGGCUGCAGUUUCCCGUCGGCCGUGUUCACAGGCUGCUGAGGAAGGGCAACUACGCUGAACGCGUCGGCGCCGGAGCUCCAGUUUAUCUGGCCGCAGUGCUCGAGUAUCUCACUGCUGAGAUCCUGGAGCUGGCUGGAAACGCUGCCCGUGACAACAAGAAAACCAGGAUCAUCCCCCGCCAUCUGCAGCUGGCUGUCCGCAACGACGAGGAGCUCAACAAGCUGCUUGGUGGAGUCACCAUCGCUCAGGGUGGAGUACUCCCCAACAUCCAGGCUGUGCUGCUGCCCAAGAAAACCGAGAAGCCCGCAAAGAAGUAAAACUGCUGGACUUCACAUCAAACACAACGGCUCUUUUAAGAGCCACCCACAUCUUUCUCAAGAGCACAUUUCUGUUAAAAUAUGACAUAUUUUACUCUCGUUCUGGGGAUAAAAAAGGUUCCUAGACAUAAGACUUGUUAACAUAAAUGUAACCAAAUCUCAAGAACGCUAUAGAGUAUUUACUAAACCUGACCAGACACUAAAUAAUUCAAGCCCACCCGAGUAAACCCAAAUCUUAGGAGUGUUCACUUUUAAGUAUGUAUAUUUAUUUGGUGGAUCAAGGUGGAAUGAUUGCUUGACAUGACUCCAUCUAGUACGGAAAAAAGGGAAACCUGAUCUAUACAUUCGCCCUAAACUGUGAUUCAAAUCUCUAUAAUUAUAUACCUAAUAAAGAAAAGUAGCAUCCCUACAUAAAGCACCGACUUUAUUACUAAACCUGACCAGACAUCAAAUAACUCAACCCCAUAUGACCCUAAAAUGUUUUAAAUGACUCAAUGCGACAGAUU
Cyprinodon variegatus (sheepshead minnow) is the source of this 901-nucleotide messenger RNA. Its product is annotated as histone H2A-like. The transcript has a single exon. Gene Ontology annotation, molecular function: structural constituent of chromatin; DNA binding; protein heterodimerization activity. Bases 12 to 395 code for a protein of 127 amino acids. Lineage: Eukaryota; Metazoa; Chordata; Actinopteri; Cyprinodontiformes; Cyprinodontidae. Gene Ontology annotation, cellular component: nucleosome. The record is from RefSeq and is a predicted model, not a curated record.